Messenger RNA from Agrilus planipennis (emerald ash borer), 2350 nucleotides. RefSeq lists its product as uncharacterized. The record is from RefSeq and is a predicted model, not a curated record. Gene Ontology annotation, molecular function: DNA binding. Gene Ontology annotation, cellular component: nucleus. NCBI's taxonomy places the organism in Eukaryota, Metazoa, Arthropoda, Insecta, Coleoptera, Buprestidae. The transcript has 2 exons. Bases 228 to 2162 code for a protein of 644 amino acids.
CGGGUAAGGUUGUCACACGGGUAGGUUGUCACAGCAGUAAUAAGCGAGAAAGUAAUGAACGAAUGAACCCGCUGUGUGACGUCAAACUAGCGAGACGGCAACACCUCUCUCCCUACUUCACCUCAGUCCGCUCAGCGACGCAGUAACGGCGAGACGCACGAUCGUUUUUUUCGCACACCAAAAGUAUUUUUUUGUGCAUCAGUGUCGAGCCUAAGAUUGUCUUAAAAAUGCCACGGUAUCACAAGAGAAAGUCUAAUCGAGGCCUUGUGUCACCAGCCUUAAUGUUGGGUGCUGCGAGGGAAGUGAAAACCUAUGGCAAAUCUAUAAGAUCCGUCGCAAAGGCUUUUGGUAUUAAUUAUCGCACUUUAACAAGGUAUUGUCAAAAAUUUACAGCCGAAGAGAUAAGCAAUGAGACUGUGUCACCACCUACUACAAAAAUAGGCUAUCAAAAGAAUCGUCAGGUUUUUACCGAUGAACAGGAACAAGAAUUGGAAAAAUACAUCCUUAAUGCCUCAAGUAUUUAUUUUGGAUUGACUCCAAAGGAAAUUCGAAAAUUAGCAUUUGAACUCGCAAUUUCGAAUAACCUUAAAGUUCCGAAGUCUUGGGAAUCAAACAAGCUAGCUGGCCCUGACUGGUUUACAUCGUUUUUGACGAGACAUCCUUCUCUAUCCAUUAGAACACCUGAAUCCACCAGUUUGGCUCGGGCCACUAGUUUUAACCAACAUAAUGUCAAAACUUUCUUUGAUAACCUUGAAUCGGUAAUCACACGUUAUGGUAUUCAGCCACACGACAUCUGGAAUAUGGACGAAACUGGGGAGACUACGGUACAAAAACCCAGUAAAGUUGUUGCUAGAAAAGGCUUUAAGCAAGUCGGUGCAAUAACGUCAGCUGAGAGAGGCACUCUUGUGACCUUAGCCGCUGCUGUUUCCGGGGGAGGUAAUUCAGUGCCACCAUUUUUCGUGUUUCCGAGGGUGCAUUUCAAAGACCAUUUCAUCAGAGAUGGGCCAAUUGGUUGCAAAGGAGGAAGUAAUCCCUCAGGCUGGAUGACAGAAGAAUUAUUUGUGGGUUUCUUAAAACAUUUUCAUAAUCAUGUGAAAUCUACUAAAGAAAAACCAUGUCUUUUAGUUUUGGACAAUCACAGCUCUCAUUUGUCCAUUGAAGGACUUAACUUUGCUAAUGAAAAUGGCAUAAUAAUGUUAUCUUUCCCACCACACUGCACUCAUCGUCUGCAACCUUUAGACAGAUCAGUUUUUGGGCCUUUAAAAAAAUAUGUCAACAACUCAAUGGAUCAAUGGAUGGUUAACCACCCAGGACAAGCAAUGACGAUAUACGAAAUACCAGGAAUAGUUGCCCAGGCUUUUCCAUUAGCAGCAACUCCUUCCAAUAUUGUCGUGGGGUUUAAAGCCUGUGGAAUUUGUUCAUUUAAUCGAGACAUUUUUCAGGAGCAUGAUUUUAUGCCAUCCUCUGUCACAGAUAGGCCACUUAUUACGGUUACUGAUCCCGAUAUAGUGCAUAAUACCAUACAAAAUGAAACGGAUAACUCUGACAUUAACAGUCUUAUGAAUAGUGAUCUCCCUGUCCUUGAUUUUUCUUCAUUGGAUCAAAACGACAACGCUAAUUUUAGUGUUCGUGCAGUGACACCACAGGGCUCGGGAAGUUCAGUACCAGAAAUAUCACAGCAGGAUGCUACAAAGGAUUCGACAACGAACACUUAUCUUGGUUCAAGUGGAUUGAAGACUUCCCUAAUAAUAUCACCGCAGGUUUUGAAGCCCCUACCAAAAGCACUUCCGCGCAAAUCGCAGCGAGUUGAUAGAAGAAAAUGUAAAUCGGCAAUUUUAACAGAUACACCGGAGAAGACAUUUUUAGAAGAGAAAAAAAAAGAACAAGAAAGUAAGAAAAAGAAAGUAUCGAAACGAGUGUUUAGUGAAAAUAAAGAAAAUAAAAAGGCAUCUAAAGGAAAGAAAAUUAAAAAGACAACAGUUGACAGCGACGAAGAUGAAAAAGGGGAUGAAGACUUUUGUUUGAUCUGCUUGUCUUCUACUAGCAAGUCUAGAGAAAUUUGGCUUCAGUGCCAGGAUUGUAAGCUAUGGGCUCACAAAGAAUGCACGCCUGGACUACCAAAUUAUGUAUGCCACAAUUGUGAUUCGGAAUAUUCAGACUAAUUUUUGAGACUGACUAAAUAUAUCUUAGUAAAGUUAAGUAUAUUGCGUCCAAAGAGUUGAUUAAGUAUGUUACAUUUUUUUAUUUUUAUUGAGUUUGCUAAGUUCGUAGGCUAAAAUGAUUGUUAUUAGCUUAAAGCUAAAAUUAUUUUUGUUUUAGUAAACAUUUUGUGUUUCUUUUUUUGAUAAUA